AUGGCAAACGAAGAGCACGAGGGCGCCUCACCACAGGAGCUCCUCAUCGAGGCCUGCCGACGCAACAACACCGACCUCCUCACCGAAGUCCUCGCUGGCCGACCCGACGCCGAGAUCACCGCGCUCCUCAACCGCACCACCACCAUCAUCGACCUCCUCCUCGACCAGCCCGACUUCGAGUGCGACCCCGUCCGCCCCCGCGACGGCGACACCCCGCUGCACGCCGCCGUCCGCUGGCUCAACGGCGAACCGCCCGCCCAGCGCGAGUUCGGCGCCGCGCUCGUCGGCAUGAUGCUCGAGGCCGGCUCGGACCCGCGAAGGCGCAACAGGGCCGGGCUGACGCCCGCGCAGCUCGUGGACCCGGCCAACGCGGAGCUGCGCGCGCUGAUCGACGGGCACCAGUACGCGGCGCAGAACGCGGGCGAUUUUGUCGAAGUGGCCGGCGUGUCGGCGGCAGCGCCGGCUGCGGUGCCCCCGCCGCCCCCGCCGCCGGGACAGGCACCGCCGCCGCCGGGACAGGCGGCGCCGGGACUGCCGGUGGAUGAGGACGCCGAGUUUAGUGGUAGUGAUGAUGAGGACCGCGCGGAGUGGGAGAGGAGGAAACGAGAGACGGCUCAGAGGUAG
This is a messenger RNA of Cordyceps fumosorosea ARSEF 2679, 624 nucleotides long. Its product is annotated as ankyrin repeat domain containing protein. The transcript has 3 exons. Gene Ontology annotation, molecular function: protein binding. The record is from RefSeq and is a predicted model, not a curated record. The coding region runs from base 1 to 624 and encodes 207 amino acids. NCBI's taxonomy places the organism in Eukaryota, Fungi, Ascomycota, Sordariomycetes, Hypocreales, Cordycipitaceae.